AGCAGUGACAUAAAGUAAAUGCGCGGCUUGCUGCACGUGCUCUAGUACAACCUCAACUAUAAUUUGCCCUUUCCUGGAGCGACAUUGGUCACUACCCAUAGUAACCGCGAGUAGAUGUAGUUUUACCCGAAAACAGCAAACCUAAACCUCCACAGAACACUCGUCGUCAUGACUUUUUUAUACUAGACACGCCUACCAGGAGUCCCACCUGCACGUGCACGACCACCAGAUAUACUGUUAGUUCGUCCUUUGUAUUUUUUGUGUGAGAUGAACAAGACUUGCUGUUGCUUACCCUUAGUCUUAGAAGAUUUUUAUCAAACCUUCUAUUUGUGCAAGAAUAGAAAGACCACUAGAUAAACUUUUUUCCUGCCUGAAUUGCUAGAAAAUAAAUCUUGCCUGAUUUAUUUCAUCACCAUAAGAACUCAUAUCAAAGAUGCGCCGGCUUUUUAACCUCGGCGGCGGUAAUAACCGCGACGAGGAGCAGGCAGGAGAUCCGCUGGGUGGUCGUCCACAAGCUGCACCCGGGGUACAAGCACCGCGGCGCAAGUCCAGUGAUUCCAACUCCGAAAGUGGUGUCUCUUUACCGAAAGAAAAAUCAGCGAUGACGACAGCCUCCUCCUCCUCCUCCUCCUCCAUGGCCGAGUUUCGGGACGUGAAACAGGUGGUGCGCCAGCAGGUCCCCGAAACCGCCGGCACGGUGUUGCUCGGCGAGUGCACGCACGGCACGGAGGAGUUUUACCGGUUGCGAGCGGAGAUCACGAAGUUUUUGAUCGAGGUCCGAGGGUUCAAGGUGGUCAUCGUCGAGGCGGAUUGGCCCUUCAUGUGGCACGUGAACCAAUACAUUCACCGCAAGAAGGUGAAGAUGUUCCCGGACACGGUGCGGUUCCCCGACUGGAUGUGGAGGAACCAAUAUCCAAGAAAAAACAUUGUAGGUGUACCUUUCUUGGAGGAACAGCAUUACAAAUUUGUCUGGCAUGACAGCAGAAACCUGUCAUGCGCAGAUAGUACGUGAAAACGCCCUGUAAUGCUGGACCCUACGAUGCAUGCCAAGCAUGACAGACGCAAUCACUUUGCAUGUUGCGCAUCACAAAUUUACACUAACAGCGUUUUUUUUCUUGGACAGCCAGCCUUUCGUGGAGCUGAUCGAGUGGAUGCGGAAGAUGUCGCAGACGGAGCACGCGUAUCCUGUGCAAAAGUAUCGUACUCGUAUUGCAAUCAUGCAUUACAAAUCGCGUUCUUCAGGCUAAUUCCGCAUUACAAAUUUUAUUUCUCAUGCUGAGGAAAUUUGUGAUGCACUUUUUUUACGAGUGCGAUACUUUUGCAAUGCAUAACGCGUGCUACCUGUUCGGCAUGGACUGCUACUGCAAGGAGGAGUCGCAGGCGGAUUUGCUGCGAUUUCUCGACAACCACGACCCGGAACUCUCCCGGGAACUGCGGUCGUCCUGCUUCCCACGCGAUCGCGCGGACAAGUGGCCCGGGAUUCUGGCGAAAAUCCAGUGGGGCAGGACGGGUAACAACAAGAUGUCUUCAGGGACAGCAGCUACUUCGAGAACAUCAAAUAAGUCCAACAAUAAACCGGGCGACGUGAUCGCGGGGUCGGACCUCACGCGCGAUUUUAUGGCACUCUCAAAUCUUACAUUCUCAACUGUCACGUGAAUUUGUGAUGCAAGAAUCGCAACAGUGAAAGGGGCAAGGUUGCAGCUCUCGCAUCAUAAAUUUGGCGUAGAUGUAGGCGCUGUCUAGCGCCUCGGGGAUUUGUCAUGCGACCUAGCUUGAUCGUCUGGUGGCUCAUGGCAAUUUUGCAUGACAAAUCAUGCAGCAACAGUUGAGAGUGUAACGGUUGAGAAUCCCAUAGAUUUGGUGUACCCUGGGGCGUCCAAGCUGGACCGGUUUAACGCGGAGCAGAAUCUGGAGUGCAUGAUCGCCGCGGACGAGUACUACACGAAGCAGCGGCUGGAGCCCCCGGGCUCGCAGGCCAGCUGGAACGCGCGGGACCAGCACAUGGCAACCACGAUUCUGCGACUGAAGGAGCAGGCGAAAGAGACGUUUGACUUGCAAUCCGAGCUGAAGAUCGUCGUGUGGGCCCACAUAUCAAAUGUAAAAAUGUCUGGGUCUGGAAACUUGUAAUGCUGCGUUGGGAAUAGUGAAUGCUCUGUAAUAUGUAGUGAGGUCACCGAACGGUUCUAACCGGGGAGUUUUUUUGACAUAUACCCUGAAAAACGACCGGCAGUUUUCAAGCGGCCGGAAGCGUUCUUUGACAUAAAAGAUUUCCAAUUAUUAAGCGGCCGGGGCUUUGAAGUCAAACAAGCCCGGUCGAAAACUAUCGAUUCGCACUUGAUAAAACGACGCAGGGGAGCCGGCAAAAGGGGCGCCCUUCUGCGGCGCCCACCGCCUUGGUUUCUGGCGGUUUGGGCCGCCCAAAAAGGGGCGCGCAAAAAACUCGCCCAAAGUCAGAACAGCGAAACAGCAUGGCACGGCCGCGAUUUUGGAGCAUUUUGGGCGGCCGCGAAAGCGGCCGCCUUUUCGCCGGUUUCAGAGCCUGGGAAGCUUUGCAAAAAGCGCCGGAGGGAAAUAUAGAAACGCGAAAAAGAAAAAGCGCCCCGGACGCGCAAAGCCAAUCCGCAUGCUAUGGGCCCGAUUUUCCUUCGCUUUUUGGGCGCCCCCCGUGGCGCCCGGAUCGGCUCCAUAGCAUGGGGGCUAGCUUUCGGAAAGGAAUUUCGGAGAUUUGCCAAAGGCUGCGACGUUUAUCGAGCGGCCGCCAUACCGUGCGGCCUAACGUUACUCACGGCGGCAUGGCGAGCCCAAAAAAAGCAAGGCCGCGGCCAAGGCGAUGGCCGGCAAGAAAACGCCCACAACCUCACCACCUCCGCCCCGGCGGCUAUAUUUGGCACACAGGCACGCAUGAGAAAUAUCUGCGCUUCUUUGUGUUGCGUUUUUCGCAUGACAAACUGCGUUUUUGCAUGACAGGCAAAAGGCUCUCUUCUUGGACACGCAUCACAAACUUUUUGGUCAUGCCAGACAAGCACGACAAAGCUCGCAAUCUUCCAGACGCAGACACUUUUGCAUUUGAUACCACAAUUCCCACGUCGGGGAUGCGACGGCGACGCCCUCCGGGGGGGUCAACUUUGAACGGAACGAGACCUGGUAUGGCGUUCUCAAAUGUUACAUUCUUAACUGUUACAUAAAUUUGUAAUGCAAGAAUGGCAAAAGUGAAAGGGGCAAGGUUGCGCCUUUUGCAUUACAGAUUUGGAGCAGAUUAUAAUGCUAUCUAGCGCGUCGAGAACCUGUCAUGCGGAGAAGGCUUGAAAUUGUGAAAAGUGUAAGUGAUAGCAUUUUGCAUGACAAAUAAUGUAACAGUUGAGAAUGUGACGUUUGAGAACUCCAUACCUGGAAUCUGGGGCAGAUGUGCCGUUCCGUGAUGCAGAACGUGUUUAUCGUGGGUUUUUACAGCUACCAGGGGGAGGUCCGCGCGGCGACGGAGUGGGGGCGGCCCGGGAAGGUCAUGCAAUUGCGCCCGGCGUACGGGAACAGCCUGGAAGCGCAGCUGCAUAACCUGUUUCCGAAGAGAAAAGCCUUUGUGAAGUUCGACACAAGCGCGAAGGACUGGUACAAAGCCCCGCCGACUUUCCAACUGCCGUGCGACUACGAGUUGGUCUACCCAGAAGUCCACUGCACGGAAAAUGCGGACUACAAGAGUCGGAGAAUAUCUUUAACAUCCUCUUCAACAUCGUCGAAUAAAACCGCAUCGGGUUUAUUUUCCUUCUCCGCGACCGAGCGGGUGGUGGAUCGACGGAUGGACAGCUGCAGGUUACAAGCCGACUUCAAGAACGGCAAUAUUAACAAGCUCUGCUACGUCGACGAGUACACCGGGGGGCGAAACAUUUCCGUCCACAGUCUACUAUGCUGUGCAAAAGUAUCGUACUAGUAGAAUUUGCAUGACAAGUUCGCUCAGCAUGACAAAUCGAGUUUGUCAUGCUGACUUACCUUGGGAUUGAGGUUUGUGAUGCACGACUGCCAUUACUACGAGUACGAUACUUUUGCAGAGGAUAUCUACCGACCGAGGUGUUCCGGCGGCUGCGCGCAGACCCGCUGAAUUGGUUCAACACGACGCCGAUACUGCAGCGCUGGGUGGGCGUGCAGUACCACCCGGAGACGGAGCUGCAGUCCCACUACGGGGAGGUGCGGGCGAAUAAAUGUUACGAUUUGGUCAUUUUCUGCGACGAAACGACCGCGCUGGACGUCAACCUCCGACCCGUGGCCCACACCGGCGAGGAUAAGGAGGAGGUCUCCGCCGCGGCACAAAAAAGACUGAUGAAGGAGUACGCCAAAUUGCUAAAGGACCCGCCGCAGGGGGUGGAGGCGCACCCGCUGGAGGACAACAUUUUGGAGUGGCACUUCCGGCUGACCGGGAACCAGGCGCCCUACACCGUAUGGAUUGCAAAAAUGUAAAUGUCUGGGUCUGGAAAGUUGUGAUGCAGGUCACUGAAUAAUAACCAAACUGUAAUGCGCCGGCAAGCAUGACAACUUUUUUCAUGCUUCUGUGUUGCGUAUUCCGCAUGAGAAACUGCGUGUUUGCAUGACAGGCAAGAGGAGCUCUUCGUUGCUACGCAAUACAGAUCCCAGAGUCAUGCCAGUCUAGCACGACAAAUCUCGCAAUCUCCCAGACGCAGACAUUUUUGCAAUCCAUACACCGGGGGCAGGUACCACGGCGUGUUGGAGUUCCCGAGCUCGUUCCCGAUGCAGCCGCCCAGCAUUCGGAUGCUGACGCCGAGCGGGCGGUUCGAGAUCAACAAGCGCAUCUGUUUGUCGAUGUCCGAUUUCCACGCGGAGAGCUGGAACCCCAGCUGGACGGUGGAGAAGAUACUCGUCGGUUUACUGAGUUUCAUGUACGAAGAGACCAGCGAAUCGAUCGGGAGCAUGCUCGACCCCUGGGACGUGCGAAAACGGUACGCACGGGAGUCGGAAUUCUUUAACCGGGAGAAUGAGGUGUAUCUGUCGAUUUUCAAAGCGGUGGAUGACUUAUGCAAUGCAAAAGCAUCGUACUAGUACAAAUCGCAUUACAGAUUUACUCAGCAUGAGAAACGCAAUUUGUAAUGCUGUUUUACCUUAGGAGAGAGAUUUGUCAUGCAUAUUUGCAAUUAGUACGAGUGCGAUACUUUUGCACUGGAUAUGGCUCCACAGUGGCGGGUUCGUCCUCCUCCUCCGCCACGGGCAACAAGCGGCAGCGCAUGCUGAGCGGCGGCGCCGCAAACGAGUACGACGAGAACGAUGACCAGCCCCAGUGCCGCUACUGCCUCUCCGGCGAGGGGGAACUGGUCGCGCCCUGCGACUGCAAGGGCACGAACCAGUACGUGCACCUGCAGUGCUUGCGGCAGUGGCAGAAGUCGGUCUUGCUCACGCAGUCCACGCACCCGAAAUUCCAGACGAGAAUCGACGCGAUCUGCAACAUAUGCAUCGCAAAAGUAUCGUACUCCUCGUAUAAAUGCAUUACAAAUACAAAUUGCCUCAGCAUGAGAAAUAAAAUUUGCAAUGCGGAUGUAGCUUCGGAACUAGAUUUGUAGUGCAUGUCUGCAAUCACUACGAGUACGAUAUUUUUGCACAGGAUACAACAUCUGCGAGAAGCCCUUCAAGGGCCCCUUUCGGCCGAAGGACCGGGCGCAGGCGGUCUUGGAAUUCGCGGGUGCCGAGAUGGCGCAGAAGCUCAAGAAAGGGCACCUACUGGUCUCCUCCGAGAAGGAAUCCCAAGAGUCCGCCGAGGCGAUGGAGCGGCAACCGGAGUUGCGGCCGCAUCUGGAACAGUGGACCUACGCCGUGUACCUGAUCGCCAGUGAGGAACCAGCGUCCAGACGCGAGGACGGCCACGUGCUGGGCGUGAACCUCGUCGCGAUGGCGAAUCCCGAGCCACCACAGCGGGUGGAUAGCAAUCUGCCCGGGUUUCGGAGACUCACCGUCUCCCCCAUGAACGCCUGGAAGCAAAGCUACAGAAAAUUGGUCGAGAAGCAGCCGUUUGUGCGGAAAAUUUCCCACUACAACGGCGGGCCGGUGGAGCCGGACAAGUGUUUUGCGCUCGCAAAUCUUCCCUCCUUGACGAAGACGAAGUACAAAGAAAGCAGUUUAAACAUCCGGGAUGACAUGUACUUCGGAAAUUUAGCGAGCAUCGCGAAUUUGGCGCAGCUUCACUACGAUAACACGCGCGAAGCCUCCCAUCUCCGCAUCUACUGGGGCUACGCGGCCUGGGGCACGUCGCAGCUGCUGGCGGAGAUCGCGAAGCGGCACUGGGGCAUCAACACGGAGCCGUACGAAUUCGAACCGUUGUAUCCCGGAAAAAACACCCAUCCCCAUCCAGUUUUUGCGUGACAAACACUGCAAAUUAUGAAUAUUUUGCAUGACAAAUUGGAUGUUUCGAUAGUUUUCCGCUGCUGCUCCUCAUGCUCCAACUUCACGCAGUCGGGAUCUCAUCCGUGGUUUUCCUCCAGCUACGCCCAACACACCCGCGGGUCUCGCGUGCUGCUGGACUUCCACGACCCCGUCUCAUUUGUUGGCGCCCUGCUGAGUAGUAAUCCGUCAGUUCCCCGCAAUCCGGCGUCCACCAGCCAGUUCCAGCUUUGCAGUGGCGAUUAGCUUCAAGUAUCUACCUUUCCAGAAUCAGGCGCUUCCAGCUCGUCGUGCCCUAAGCUCAGCAGCGCACCCUCUCGGGUUGUGGCCUUUCCUCGGAGGUGGGGUUGGGCUUGGGGCGCCAGGCGAAUGGACGGCUUCGCAGCUACGUUGUGAUCGACAAACUGAGAUCGACGAUAAUGGUUGCGUUGCUGGUCCUGUGCCAGUCGCGGGGCAUGUUCGGGUGUUCCGGGCUGUGCUUUGUGCACCCCUCGGACCCCGCACCCCCCCGGGCUCAGUAGCGCAGUCUGUUAAGCAUGACAAAUUGGAUGGGUUUCUGUUGUUGUCUCUCGGUAGAAAUCGCGUUGUUCAAUUUUCCGUUUUAGAGUUUACCGGGUAUGCGGUUUCAAGUUUGUAGUUUUGUUUUACAAAGGGACGCCCUGCCCUUAGUUUCCCAACAUGACAAAUUGGAUGGGGAUGGGUGUUUCUCUCUGGAUACGUUGCCAGUCUGGGACGACGCGGUCGUGAACAUUUCCAUGGCAAAGGAGUCGGAAUAUUCGAAGAAAUGAACAAGUCGGUGCAGGAAAACUAGAUUUGGACCAGUACGAACGGAACAGGAAAUAUUCAGAAACCAAUGCGGGACGCUUCGAGUUGUAAAUAAAAGCGUGCCGAUAUAAGAAAAUACUGCGUCGAUAUUAUACUAGAAGACCAUAUCAUCUCAUCCUGAGAGAGCAACACAACCUCUAUCAAUUUUCCGUGCAGAGACCACAAAGACAUCAAUGAAUAGUACAGUAUAGGUUACUUGAAGUUUCAAGAAUAAGAAGUCAUGACUUCGCGGCUCGUUCUUUGUGCUUUUGCAAGAACACCACAGCGUCGCUCUCGCUCUGAUUGAAGUUUUAAAAACUUUUUCAAGACCAUGUUUCUACAAACUGUUGCAAGCUGAAAUUGGAUGUGGAUUUUCACGAGAGUCGACAGUUUCCAAAUUAAAGAGAUGAAGAAGAACAUCACCGGGUCAGAGCUUGCUAGUAGAGUUUUUUCUCGGGGCGGCCGCCUCAUCGGGAGGAAAGCUCGCUGCUAACGUAG
Molecule: messenger RNA, 7677 nt
Organism: Amoebophrya sp. A120
Lineage: Eukaryota; Dinophyceae; Syndiniales; Amoebophryaceae
Source: the annotation of a GenBank genome assembly